Messenger RNA from Phycodurus eques (leafy seadragon), 1121 nucleotides. RefSeq names its product epidermal retinol dehydrogenase 2-like. NCBI's taxonomy places the organism in Eukaryota, Metazoa, Chordata, Actinopteri, Syngnathiformes, Syngnathidae. Gene Ontology annotation, molecular function: oxidoreductase activity, acting on the CH-OH group of donors, NAD or NADP as acceptor. The coding region runs from base 169 to 1113 and encodes 314 amino acids. Gene Ontology annotation, cellular component: lipid droplet. The record is from RefSeq and is a predicted model, not a curated record. The transcript is spliced from 7 exons.
CUCUGUGGACUGCCAUGACGUCACAUCCUGAAGUUGGGUUUUACGCUCCUUGAGGCUUCAUAAACAUACGACAGCCUGUGGGGAACGAACAGUUUCAGUUCCACGCCUCUCCCCGCUGUACAAGCCACCACGGCGUAGUUCUAACUUUGAACACUUCAUCACUUAACAAUGAAUUUUUUUCUGGAAACCAUACAAGUCAUCCUUUUGUCCAUCUGGUACAAUGUGGAAUCCUUCAUUCACUGCUUUAUAGCCAAGAAGAGGAAGAACAUAUCUGGUGAGGUAGUUCUAAUCACAGGGGCGGGCAGUGGAAUUGGUCGUCUUAUGGCCCAGGAGUUUGCAACUCUUCAAACUACGCUGGUUUUGUGGGACAUAAACCAGGAAGGCAUGAAGGAAACUGCCAAUUUGGCCAAGGAGAAUGGAGCCAUUCGAGUUCACUACUAUCUUUGUGACUGUAGUGACAAAAAUGAGGUUUACAGAGUGGCUGACCAGGUAAAGCGGGAGGUGGGUGAUGUCAGCAUUUUAGUAAAUAAUGCUGGCAUUGUAACUGGAAAAAAGUUCAUGGAUGCUCCUGAUUCCCUAAUCCAAAAGACAAUGGAAGUCAACACCAUGGCACACUUCUGGACAUAUAAGGCCUUCCUACCUGCCAUGAUCGCAAAUAAUCAUGGCCAUCUGGUCAGCGUUGCCAGCUCUGCAGGACUCAUAGGAGUCAAUGGAUUGGCAGACUACUGUGCCAGCAAGUUUGCAGCAGUAGGUUUUGCAGAAUCAGUGGGUCUAGAACUCCUGGCGACUGGAAAAGAUGGUAUCAAGACCACCAUUGUUUGCCCGUACUUCAUUAAUACUGGACUGUUCGAUGGAUGUCAAACUAAAUGGCCAAGACUGCUUCCAAUCCUUGAUCCAAGUUAUGUUGCCAAGAAGAUCAUCGAGGCUGUCCUCACGGACCAAGUGUUUCUUCUGAUGCCAAAGAGCAUGUACAUCAUUGCUGCCCUUAAGAAUAUCCUCCCAAUGAAGCAGGGCCUUCUGCUCGGUCACUACUUGGGAGCCUUCAACGUGAUGGAUUCCUUCAGGGGGAAAAACCCGAAAGAAGGACGAAGGACAGAGGAGGGAGAAAAGUGAAGAGAAGG